This is a messenger RNA of Prorocentrum cordatum, 2890 nucleotides long. The record is from the annotation of a GenBank genome assembly. Lineage: Eukaryota; Dinophyceae; Prorocentrales; Prorocentraceae.
CCCGCGAGCCUCGGCGGGCCCUGCCGCCGUCCUUCGCGGGGGGGCGGCCCGUGGCGGCCAGCCCGGCCCCGUCGCGCUCGCGCGGCCGCUGCUCAGGAGCGAAAGAAGGACGUACACGGCUUCCGGAAUGCAUCACUUCUAACGUAUUGCGUGCGUUUUGUUGCUUCGUCGGGCUGAGGGUGUCAUGACAGCCUGAGGUGGCACUCGGCAGCUCCAGGAGGCACUCGAGGCACCGCCUUUCGGGCCUGCCCCUUUUCGGUCCGCCGCAAACCCCAUGACGCCCAAGGGAUCGCCGAAGUAAGUCCGGGACCUGAAGACACAGUCUCUCAGGGGGAGCGGCGAGUUAAGCCGAACUUGCGGGGGGGGGGCUUGCAAUCCACUGUACUUUCGCCUCGCCGGUAGCCGGCGGCGCAUGCGCAGUCCUCGGCGGCCUCUAGAGGCUUGAGGUACAGUCCAAAAGACGGCUGCCAAACUAUUCCAUCCAUGGGUCCGAAGUCACAAACGGCGAAGAUGUCUUAUCUCGAGGAUGGUUUGGCCAACGACGGGUGGAACGCCCGCUGCACGCCUGCGUUGGCCAAGAAUAGCAGGCGCAAAUUCCCAAAUCAUGUGCCACUCCAUGUUCGUUUUCUUCCGUCGCCUCCAGGCAGACAGACCUCGCUCGCAGCGCAAGGGCAGAAAAGCUACAGGGGUCCCUACCAAGGAGCAGCUGCUCGCAGCGCUGCAGAUGGAAGAAGACGAUGCCAGCGAGGGCGACAAGAAGCAAGGCAUUUGUUCUUUGAAGAUUGGAGGUGCCAUGCGCUUGGACGGAGCUGAUGGAUCGAAACAACGUGUCGCGGGCUCCGAGGAUGGGGACAAGCAUGACGAGUCUGGAGGUAGACUAGUUUCACGAAAAGCCACAGGCUGCGUCACAAAGCAGCAGCUGCUCGCGGCUGCGAUGCAGGACGAUGGCGAUGAUGCCGAGAGCAUCGAAGGCAAAGAGGGCAUGCCAUCGGCGAGCGCUGAAGUGAGAUCCGUGCACUUUGCUGCUGGCCUCUUCAAAGGCAAAUUUGGAAAGAGACUCACAGUAGCAGCCCCAGGGAAUUUAGACAACUCUGGUACUGUUCAGCCCGUUCCGAAACGGAAAGGCAGAAAGGCCACAGGCAUCCCCACCAAGCAGCAGUUGCUUGCGGCCUUGCAGCAGGAUAGCGAUGGCGACGAUGGGUCGGGCACCGCCGAUGAAUCAAAACGAGACGUCGGGGGCUCCAAGUGCAAGGUCAGAAUCAUGCCGCCCGAGGAUGGGGACAAAUGUGACGAGUCCGAAGGUAGACUAGUGCCGCGAAAAGCCACAGGCUGCGUCACAAAGCAGCAGCUGCUCGCGGUUGCGAUGCAGGACGAUAACCAUCAUGCCGAGAGCAGUGAAUACAACGACCAGCCACCGUCGAGCGUUGAACGAAGAAUUUUGCAUUUUCCCCCCAGCAUUUUCAAUGGCAUGUUUGGAAGGAGAGUCACGAUAGCAGCCCCAGAGAACGCAGACAAAGCUGUCACGGCUCAGCCAGUUCCGAAAAAGAGAAACAGAAAAGCAACAGGGACCGCUACAAAGGAGAAGUUGGUCAUGGUCUUGCAGCAGCAGAGGAGCGAUGAGGUUUCGAAGAAGUGUGUUGUGCAGAAGUUUGUCCGUUUUGCGUCCAGCCAAGUCGCAAAGACGCCCAGCACGAGGAGCUCCCCAGUUCACGCGGACGAAUCUACCACGCCGGCUCCGAAGCGGAAGGGUAGAAAGGCCACAGGCGUUCCCACUAAGGACCAGUUGUUUGCGGCUCUGCAGCAGGGGGAAAGCGAAGGCGGCGAGGGCGAUGAUGAACAAGGCGAUGUGUCUGCCAGGCAUCGAGGUGCCAUGCGUCCAGGCGGAGCUGAUGGAACGAAACGAGGCGUUGGGAGCUCCAAGGGCAAGGUCAAAAUCGCGCCGCACGAAGAUGUAAAGAAAGCAGACAAGUCCGACGAGUCCGACGAGUCCGAUGGUAGACCAGUGACGCGGAAAGCCACAGGCUGCGUUACAAAGAAGCAGUUGAUGGAGAUUGCGAUGCAGGGCGAUGGCGAUGAUGAGAGCAGCGAAGACGAAGAUGACCAGCUAGCGAAGAAGAACGCUACAAUCCAUGCGUCAAGUAUGCAAAACACAGAUGUCGGGAACGAGACUUGGAAGAGGGCCGCAGACCAGCAGAUCACUGAAUUUGCCUCGGGAAAAGACACAGAGGCUGGCCUGCCGAGGGUGCGCUUCGACAGAGGAGGUAACCGAGCUCCCGGCCCUCCUGGCGGCGCCGAGGCGGCGGGGCCGGAAGGCCACGGGCGCUGCCACCAAGGAGCAGCUGCUCGCAGUGAUGUCGGCAUCUGGCCAGGGAGGUGGGGUUGCUUUCGCGGACUCGGAGGGCGACGAGGCUGCCGAGGAGGAGAGACGCCCGGGGAAGUCCGAAGGAGGUGCGCCGGGCGCAAAGGCACCGCGUUCGUCCCGGCAGCGCAGUCCGGGCUGGUGUCUGAGGGCGCGGACAAGACCGCAACGCUCCCAUCAGGCCGCUUGUGCUGCGGAAAGCCCGCAGGCAGCGGCAUCUGAGCGCUAGGCGGACCACUGCUCAGAUCCAGCUUCAGGUGCGAAGUUAAAACGCUUCCACUGCAACAGAUAGGCUUUCACAGAGGACACCGCCGUGCAAGCAGAUGACAUAUCCAGAUUUCUUUUCAGAUACAGUGCCUGCUUGAUCGAGUCCGCUGCCCAUGCUGCUGAUUCACUCUCCAUCCCGUGUUGCGCCUCUUCUCAUAGCCCAUAAGAUGCCGCUGGAUUUAGCCGCACUUGCACCACAAGAGUUGCAAGCUCAACGCUGAGGCAAUGGAGACCGCACAUGCCACCGGGUAGCGCGGAGUCAAA